Molecule: messenger RNA, 829 nt
Organism: Mauremys mutica (yellowpond turtle)
Lineage: Eukaryota; Metazoa; Chordata; Testudines; Geoemydidae
Gene: TMEM92
Product: transmembrane protein 92
Exons: 6
Coding region: 1-621 (206 amino acids)
Source: RefSeq, a predicted model, not a curated record
AUGCCCCCGCCCCGGAGACCCCCGGCCCACCUGCUCCUGGUUUGCCUCUUUGCCAGCUUCCAGCAGUGGUUAGCAGCCCCCAAACUGCGCAGGGCUUCCCCGAUGCAGCCGGGCCCCGGAGAUCUCCCUGCCCGGGGCCUGCUGGGAGCAGCCUCUGCCUGGUUUCGAUUCUGUCUCACAGUGCGGCGCAUGGUCUCGCCAGGCACUUUGCUCCUCUGCGGGAUCUCCUUGUGUUCGGGAGAGCGCUGCUGCGAUGGUCAGUGCUGUAGCCUACACCCAGGAGUCCGGGAGGAGACGAACCCGUUCGGACUCAUCUUCAUCCUCACUGGCAUGAUAAUGGGGUUCGUGUGCCUCUUCGCCGCCUGCAAGUGCCUCAAGGCCCGUGCCGCGCUGCACGAGACGGAGGGCGUCCAACCGGCGCAGCCCCAGGUCCCGCCUGCCCCCAGGACGACCCCUCCCGGGCCCCCCUCCCAGCAGCCCCAGGAGGAUCCUCCGCCCUACAGCGAGGUGGCGUCAAAGCCGUUCCUGUACCCGCUCCCUGACAUCCCGCCGCCCUGUUACAGCAACAUCAUCAUGGCAGACCCUCCGGCAACAGGCGUUAACCACCAGACCACGCUCUAGGGGGCACCACAGAGCUCGCCGCCUGCUGGUGUCACCUUGGGGCAGUGGCCAUUAACACCCCCCCACACACACACCGCCAAUCGCUCUCCAACGACUGCCAUGAUAAGCCACCCCCCUGCCAUGGGGGCACCAGCCAGGAAGGGGCAAGGGCACCGUGGCAGGACAUUCCCCCAGCAGGAACCACUCCCCAUGGACUCCGCCCUGUGCU